Molecule: messenger RNA, 955 nt
Organism: Daucus carota subsp. sativus
Lineage: Eukaryota; Viridiplantae; Streptophyta; Magnoliopsida; Apiales; Apiaceae
Exons: 2
Coding region: 87-689 (200 amino acids)
Source: RefSeq, a predicted model, not a curated record
GUAUGAAGGGUUGCUAAUAACUUUGUUAGAUAAGUACUGAUAUGAAAACGAAGAUAUGUUGCAGAAGAGGUUAAACAUUUUAUUUAAUGGUCAUGAGGUGCCUCCAGUUCCCCGAGCCGCCAGAUCACCCAGGGUUACCUUGUAGAAAGAAAAUUGGUGACUAUCAAAUGUGUGCGUUCGACUUGUUGGCAACAGUUGCUGGCAAAUUGCUAGAGGGAGAAAGUACUCCUAGCGCGACUGAGUUAUUAACUGGAGAAGAUGAAAGUGCGCUUGUAAAAUUUUUUCUCAAGACGGAAAAAGUGGCUGAAGAGAACCCUGAGCAAGUAAACCUGUCUCAUAAAGAAGGCCGUGGCAGAAUAUUGUUUGUUUCUGAUACUAAUCCACAAGCACCUGAGGAAACGCAUGAUAUUAAGGAAGUGUCAAAUGUGCAGAAUGAUGCUUCUUCAGCAUUUGCAUCUGCCGUAACUACUUGUGAUGGCCCAGAGAUGCUUGGCUCUGCUUCAAAGUUGGUCAAUGAUGAAGGCAGGAUUGAAUAUGGGAACCUUUCUAAAGUAAAGGUUGGUCAAUAUCAUAGUGCAACCUCUCUUUAUAGUUUAGAUGUUGAAAGUAAGAACUGUAUGAAAAUAGAACCACAAAUGAUUGGGAAAGAUCCCAGUAGUGCUGGGGAUGUUACAUGUUAUAAGAUUUGAUUGUCCAGAAUUUGAAACCUCCUGUACAAGAUAAAUCUGACAAUAUUGACAAGCCGGCAGUCAAGCCUUCUGUUCUGCAUAGAAGUUCACAGAAAGCUCUGUUCAAGGAUCAAACUUCAUGUGGUUUCUUCCCUGGGUGUAGAAAUAAUGUAAAUUUAGUAGUUAGAGAACUCUUCUUGGUGCACUCCACCUAGAAAACUAAACAAGUCUUCUGGCCUCCAGCUCGAAAUGGUGACAGAAGAAUAAAAAGGUUACUAGCUUCCAGA